This is a messenger RNA of Hippocampus comes (tiger tail seahorse), 2628 nucleotides long. RefSeq names its product pre-B-cell leukemia homeobox interacting protein 1b (gene pbxip1b). The transcript is spliced from 12 exons. Lineage: Eukaryota; Metazoa; Chordata; Actinopteri; Syngnathiformes; Syngnathidae. Gene Ontology annotation, cellular component: membrane. The coding region runs from base 249 to 2579 and encodes 776 amino acids. The record is from RefSeq and is a predicted model, not a curated record.
GCCUGUCCGGGUUCUGAAGGCAAGUUCUUCGACCUAACAGUCCUCAAGUUGGAUGGAAAGGAAAGGAAGACUAAAGGCUACCUCGGAACUAACACCGUGUAAAGCCGCUUGGAUAAAGUCAAGUGAAAGUGAAAGAAGUCACUGAGUGCCUGAAGUCUGGAGUGCACGAAGUUGACCAUAUCGUAAUUUUCCUCUCAGAAGGGGCCUCCUCUUUUGUGUUCUGACACAAGCGCAGCCUCAAAGGGGCCAUGUCUGGCGGCAACAGCGCUAACAGCAGCUGGACCAUCGUUAGUCCUGAGGAGACCGUUGCUGAAACUGUGAGGCCACUGGAGGAACAGACGAAGCAUCAUGUACAAGUUUGUGAACCAAGCAACCAGCCACCAGAGGGUGCAGACUGCACGUCGAGUCUCUCGGUGGACAACCACCAGGAUGCAGAAGAGAGAAAAGCAGACCCAAGUGACGACUCCAUCACAGAUCGUCCCCCUUCCUCUGUAAUCGAUGCCCCCGUUCCUGUUGGCGAGGUGCAGUCAGAGGUUGCACCCGACAACCCAAACCAAGACGCCUUCUCCGACUCCCUGAGCCACGUCACCCCGUCCCCUGACGAGCCCUCGGGCUCGCCGAUGAGCGCAGAGACACUGGGAGGUGCGGAGCUGACGCAGCAAGAAGAGAGGCAUGACGGAACGCGGGAGGAAGACCUCAAACAGGAAGGGCUGGAGUCAGACCUUCUUUCUAAACACCCAGACUCCUCGGAGCAACCAGGAUCGGAUGAAGAGCGGGCCAAGGACACCGAGUCCGAGAGGAAGCGCCUACUGGCCUCUCUGGAGCGAAUCGGGAGGAUAGAUGAGGAAGAGGAAGGAGAGGAAGAAGAAUUCCAGCUGCCACGGCAGAGGGAAGAUGACAACAUGUUCUCUCUGAACAGAUGUAUCCUGGGCGCCGUCAUCCUAGUUGCACUCGGUACCAUCUUGUUCUCCGGUGUUUUCAUGGACCUGGAUGAGGAGAGUGUCUACAGUACAAGGGAACUGAGCGAUCCAGAAGAACCAGGAAGACAGGAGUGGCUUCAUCCAGAGGCUCUUCCACCCCCAGCAGAUGCUGAAAACUCUGAACUUCUCACCAAACUAGCCAAAGAAGACCAGCAAAUUUCUAUGUUGCAAGCUCAACUAGAGGCACAGAAAGAACAACUGCAAGCAGCCGAGGGGCAAGCAGCCGAGGGCGAAAUGACGCGGAUGCGCUGGCAGGAGGAAAAUAGCAGAUUGAAGUCCGAAGUGGCGUCUCUUCCUGUCCUUGAGAAAGAGAACGAGAUGCUGAGGAAGGAGCUAGAGACGCUGCCGACACUUCAGCAUGAACUCGAAACUUUGAGAUCCGCUGUCAGUAAGUUGACAGUGCCCCCAAGUGGUCAGCCAGCAGACAGAAAACAGAAUGGCAAGCGUGGGAAAGAAGAGAAGGAUAAACAUGACAUGGGCGAAAACAAAGAGAGUAAGAAAAACGAAUGGAAGGCGCGCAAAGAGAGCGGCAGAACAGAGCGGAAGCGGGCCGAAGGUGAGAAACGCCAGCACGGAAAGUACGACGAUGUGAAGGAGGGGGAAGGAAAGCACAAGGAGGAGAAAGACUGGAAGCGGGAGAGCAGAGGGGAAGAGGGGAAGACGUGGAAGGAGCGAGACGUGAAGAAGGUGCAGGCCGAGAAGAUGGAGAGGAAAGAGUGGAAGAAGGGCAAGCAUGAGAAGCAAUGGAGAGGAGAGGGGGAGAAGGAGUGGCGAAAAGACGAAGGCGAGAGGCACAAAGUGAUGGACAAGUGGAAGCAGAAAGGGAAAAAUGGCUUUGAGGGACACGGCAAAGACAAGACCUGGAAGAGCAACAAUGGCGAAAAGGGAAAAGGAGGGGAGAGGAAACACGUGGAGGACGCCAAAAAACACGCCGGUAAGACUGAUGACGGGAAGCAGUGGAGUCAUCAUGGAAAAGGUGAUAAGGACCGCAGGAAGAACGGAGACGGACAGAAGAGGAAAGAGGACAGCGGCGAGUUGAAAGGGGACAAAUCAAACUGGCACAAGCACAAAAUCGCCGGCCACCAUCGCGAGGAGAACAUGUGGGCCGAGAGGAAGACGUCGCCUCCCGGGCAGCAACAAUCCGCCGCCGAUUCCACCGACUACUGGACCCAGCAGAGGAAGCGCCUCCACAGGAAGCCCAAACAGCCACAGCACUGCCACUCACAGGAGGCCUGCGCCCAGGCCGAGGGACUUCAUCCCGUCUCCUUCCCCCACUUCGAGUCCAUCCUCCACGCUUACCUGGCCAAGGCCGAGCAGGCCGGCGUGGACUCCUCCAAGAGGGACCAGCUGCGAAAACUCACCUCCGAGUUCUUCCAGGAUGGCGUGUUCGUGCACGACCGAGUCAACUUCCGCAAGUUCGUUAAGGACGUGUCGGAUAUUCUGGAAGACAUGGUGGAAGGGGACGGCGAGGAAGACAGCGACCUGGAGGAUGAGAUGGAGGCGUUCGGGAGAGAAGCGCUGGAGAAGUUUUUAGUGGUGGGAGGCGGCGAGCAACGCAAAGGGGAGUGGAGGAAGGAGAACGCACGAGCCAGUGGCUGAGGGUGGAAGGGAUGGCAUCCAUCGCUAAAAAGGGAACACUGGAUGGUGG